Molecule: messenger RNA, 2030 nt
Organism: Populus trichocarpa (black cottonwood)
Lineage: Eukaryota; Viridiplantae; Streptophyta; Magnoliopsida; Malpighiales; Salicaceae
Exons: 3
Coding region: 125-1507 (460 amino acids)
Biological process (GO): protein histidyl modification to diphthamide
Molecular function (GO): 2-(3-amino-3-carboxypropyl)histidine synthase activity
Source: RefSeq, a predicted model, not a curated record
ACCCUAGAUUCCCAAUUCAGAGACCCACAAACAGCAACCCCCCUCUCUCUUUCCCCUCUCAGCAGCAGCAGUUUAUGCAGCAGAAAGAAAACUAACAAAAAUCAACAUUAUAAUUCUCAAAAAAAUGCAAGCAAUCCAACUCAAUCAAAAAUCAAAACCAACACCAAAACGUUUCAUAAAAUCCCAAAUCCCAGACUCAAUCCUGAACGACCCAUCCCUUAACGCCUCCAUCUCUCUCUUGCCUUCCAACUACAACUUCGAAAUCCACAAAUGUAUCUGGCGCGUGCGUUCCACCAACGCUAAACGCAUAGCCCUCCAGCUCCCUGAAGGCCUCCUCAUGUAUUCUCUAAUCCUCUCUGACAUCUUCACUGCCUUCGCUGACGUCACCCACUGCUUCGUCCUCGGCGACGUCACCUACGGCGCCUGCUGUGUAGACGAUUUGUCGGCUUUGGCUCUCGAUGCCGAUUUAUUGAUCCACUACGGUCAUAGCUGUUUGAUACCUAUUGAUGCCACCAAAAUCCCAUGUCUCUAUGUCUUUGUAGAAAUCAAAAUCGAUGUCAGCCGUCUGAUCAACACGAUCAGCCUCAAUUUUGGGACCCACAAGAGAAAUAUUGUGCUCGCGGGCACGAUUCAGUUUGCUUCGGCGAUCAGGGAAGCGAAACCUGAAUUGGAAAAUAAUGGGUUUGUUGUUUUGAUCCCGCAAUCGAAACCCUUAUCGGCUGGAGAGGUUUUGGGUUGUACCGCACCCAAAAUGUCAAAAAAUGUUGUUGGGAAUUUGGGCUUUAGUGAGGAGGAGAUGGUUUUGGUGUUUGUAGCAGAUGGAAGGUUUCAUUUAGAGGCAUUUAUGAUUGCGAAUCCGGGGAUUAAGGCAUUUAGGUAUGACCCUUAUUUAGGGAAGUUGUUUUUGGAGGAGUAUGAUCAUAAGGGAAUGAAGGAGGUAAGGAAAAAGGCGAUAGAGAGGGCAAAGGGAGCGAGGAGUUGGGGGGUUGUUUUGGGAACUUUGGGAAGGCAAGGGAACCCGAGGAUACUGGAAAGGUUGGAAAAGAAGAUGGGGGAGAAAGGGUUUGAUUAUAUGGUUGUUUUGAUGUCAGAAAUUAGUCCGGGUAGGAUUGCAUUGUUUGAGGAUUCGGUUGAUGCCUGGAUUCAAAUCGCUUGUCCUAGGCUUUCUAUUGAUUGGGGGGAUGCUUUUAAGAAGCCAUUGUUGACGCCUUUCGAGGCAGAGAUUGCGCUUGGGGAUUUGGCUGGUUGGUGGGAGAAGAGUUUGGUGGUGAAUUCAGGGUGCGGUGGUGGUGGGAGUGGUUUGGGAUGUGGUCAGAAGAGUGAUGGAUCAUGCUGUGAAUGUAGCAAUGGGGAUGCAAAGGGUGUGGAGAAAGAUUUUGGGGGGGAGUAUCCCAUGGAUUACUAUGCUCAGGAUGGGGGGGAAUGGAAUUCUUCUUAUGUGAAGAAACCAACUCGCCCAGUGCGGAGAAAUGUUGUCUCUUCUAUCAGAAAUGAUCCUGCUUCUUAACAUCACUGGACACAUAAGACUGUAAACUAGUGCACCUAGGAAUGGUGCUGAGGUUUCUUACUACGAAUUGACACUCGGCUGCACCCAGGUCCCUCUCAAGUCCAAAUCUAAAUAGAAGCCCCUCAAGUGGGAUCUACAACGUGUGGAUCUCUAUGGUAGGACUUCGAACUAGCUGGUAUAAACAAGUUGCGUGGAAGAGCAUUCGAUGCCAAUCAUCAAGAACUGAUGCAGAGCACUAGUACUUCUUCUCUGCUGUUCAUAUAAAAGGAAGUUUAGAUAAAGCAUUUGAGAGCUCAACAAGAGUAAUACUUGUUGCUUCAUUGGAAUGCUCUAUCGACCAUACUAGAUCGUGGAUGAUCGAACCUCCUCCACUUUUUUUUUUCUUAUAAAAUCUCUUCUUCAAGGUGUACAUCAGAAUUUCUGAAAGCGGAUAUUACCCUUUUGGAUAUUAUUGAAUCACGGCUUUAUGACAAGCUUCGUAUUUGGUGGAUGCGACUGAGAGAAUAUAGUCAAUUUCAACUAA